Molecule: messenger RNA, 8159 nt
Organism: Trichogramma pretiosum
Lineage: Eukaryota; Metazoa; Arthropoda; Insecta; Hymenoptera; Trichogrammatidae
Gene: Cad87A
Product: cadherin-87A
Exons: 24
Coding region: 293-5905 (1870 amino acids)
Biological process (GO): homophilic cell-cell adhesion
Cellular component (GO): plasma membrane
Molecular function (GO): calcium ion binding
Source: RefSeq, a predicted model, not a curated record
CAAGGGGCCGUCGCGUACACAGAGCCCAGGCUUGCAAUCUCGUUGUUUCUCGAGCCUCGAGCUCGGGGGGACCGACUCCCCCGUCGACAGCUCGUGUCAAUCGGAGUGCGAUUCGAGUGCGUGCGCGGCUGUGUGCCUCCGUGUGUAUGCGAGUGCGGGCCAGCUCGAGUGCGAAUCGAUGCCAGAGACCUGCUCGAGGGCGCCGCGCGGCCCCGUCGACCCUCAGCCCGGACCCUAAGCCAGACUCGCUGCUCCAAGUCCCGAGAGACCGCCCAGGGCAUCGGCUCGCGCCAUGCACCGCACAGGAAAAAUCAUGAUAGCUGCAACGCGCAAUUCAUUUCUAUUAUUCCUCUUGAUCACGCAAGUUGUAUGCAACAAUGUCAAUGAACCACCAACAUUUGAAGCCGGGGGUUAUCCAAUGGGACUGCCUUUGGCUGAAAAUACACCAGUUGGAUCCGAAGUUUUCACAUUAAAAGGUCAUGAUCCCGAAGGAUCGCCCGUAAAGUAUGGUAUUCAACUGACUAACAAAUUUAGCGUUGACGAACAUACUGGAGUGGUCAAAUUAUCUGAGCCACUGGACCGUGAGGAAGUUGAUACGAUUAGAUUUCGAGUAACGCUUGAAGAUUCAGUGUCUCUAGGCCAACAGCCAAAUAUCGUUGGAGUAGAAGCUUACAUUAUAGUGCUAGACGAAAAUGACAAUCCACCCCAGUUUAUCGGAACACCAUACGAGGCGAUUGUUCCGGAAGAUGCUGCUCCGGGCACUUCUAUUCUUCCAGCAAUACGUGUGACAGACUCGGACUUAUUGGGUGAUAAUAUUCAAGUCGAUUGUGUACCCCAACCACAGUUUCCAGAUGCUUGUACCAAGUUUAAGAUAAUAGACAUCGAAAAAAGCCAAGAUACGUAUAUUGGUGCUCUUGUGUUGCAGCGGCCAUUAGAUUAUAAGGAAAGACCUUUUUACCAAUUGGUACUUCGAGCAAGUGAUGGGUCAAACAGUAAUACGACUGGUGUGGAAAUUAAAGUAGCUGAUGUUCAAAAUAAUCCGCCAGAAUUUUUAGAUUCCCUAACUGGAGUUGUAAAGGAAGACGAUCCAAUUGGUACAUUAGUUAUGGUUGUAAAAGCUAGGGACGGUGAUCGAGGCAUGCCGCGCAAAAUUGCCUACGAAUUAGUUACAAAUCCAAUGGAUUACUUCUUGCUGGACCAACUAACUGGUGAAUUGCGCACUGCCAAACCACUGGAUAGAGAAGCCCUUGACAAUUCAACGGGUGUACUAACUUUUGUUGUCAAAGCUCGCGAGAUCGUUGAUGGCCAGCCUGCUGAUGAUGAACACUCUGUGUCGACGAUCGAAGCCACAGUGACUAUUAAAGAUGUCAAUGACGAACCUCCAACUUUCAAUCAAAAAGAAUACGCCGUAUCUAUACCAGAAAACAUAGCCAAUGGAACUCCUCUUCCGCAUUUAAAUAUGAUAAUUCGAGAUCCAGAUAUUGGUCUCAACUCGGUCUUCAGUUUGCGCCUUGAAGACAUCACUGGAGCUUUUUCCGUGGAGCCGAGUCAAGCCACCGGUAGUACAUCAGUGAACAUUCGAGUAACGAACGGCUCUUUCGACUACGAAAAUCCAAAUCAACGAAAAUUCAUUGUUUUGGUUGUUGCCGAAGAAGUUCACACUCAUCCGAAACUUUCAUCGACGGCAACAGUUACUGUCGACAUCACUGACAUUAAUGACAACGCACCAUAUUUUUCUAGUUCAUCGUACUCUGCACUAGUCUCUGAAAUAGCAGAGUCAGGAACUCCGAUUAUUACCAUCACCGCUAAAGAUCGCGACAGUGGACGCUUUGGAGCUUCUGGAAUAGUAUACCAGUUGAUAGGGAGAGGAUCUGAACAUUUUGUAGUAGACAAGAAGUACGGUAGCAUAUCUGUUGCUCCAUGUAAAACUCCAGGAAGGUCACCUUGUUUGGAUUACGAAGAACAACAUGAAUAUUUUCUUAAUUUCAAGGCAACGGACGACAAAGGUAAUGGUCAAACAACGAGCGUUUCCCUACGGAUAAGUUUAACCGAUGCCAACGACAGUCCGCCGCAAUUUCUGCAAAAGCAAUACCGCGCCGUGAUCGACGAAGGUUCCGAAAAAUUCGAGCCACCGUUGAAAGUCGAGGCACGCGAUCCAGACAAGAGUUCGAAAAUUACUUACUCGCUGGCUCAAAGCAAUGAAUCAGGCUUAUUCGAUAUUGACGCCGACUCGGGCGAGAUCACCAUAGCCAAGAUCUCAAAAUCCGACGUAUACAGCAAUUUGAAAGCCGGCACUAUCGAGCUGACGGUGCGAGCGAGCGACGGUUUAUUUAUCGACGAAUGUCUUCUCAGCGUAAAUGUACGCGACGUCAACAACAAUGCGCCGGUCUUUUUACAAGAUCAUUACAUGGCGAGCGUCUCGGAACUGGUCAAGCCAGGAAGUCUCGUGAAAGAACUGAGUGCCACCGACGCCGAUGAUGGCCUCAAUGCCGAAGUAGUCUACCGCAUACAGCGAGGAGCCUUCAAUGACUUCGUCGUCAACGAAACGAACGGAGCUGUCGUGGUUGCGCGUAAGCUCGAUUACGACAUUCGCAGCACGUACCACGUCGAAGUCGUGGCUUUCGACAAAGGAUCCCCAAGUCUUACCGGUACGAGCACUCUCGUGAUCAACGUAGAGAAUAGCAACGACAAGCCACCCUACUUCGUGCCCGAGAUCCAACGAGCCGAAGUUACCGAGGACACGCCGAUCGGCACUGUUUUCGCCGUACUCAAAGCCGUCGAUCCUGAUAUUUCCGAGCCCGAUGCAUUGAACUUCGUUAUGACGGAACCAAUCACAGCCAUCGACAGGAGCGGCCGUCGCGUCCAAGACAACUCGGCCACAGCUGCCUACAAAGACUUUUUCGCCGUGGAUCGUAAAACCGGCCAGGUAUCCGUUGUCAAGAGUCUCGAUCGAGACGUUGCUGCGACCAUCAGCAUCAGCGUACUCGUAACCGAUACUUCGGCUCCGAUGCUUCAACAAGCCAGAGGUCUGCUCGUCGUUACCAUAAUAGACCUGAAUAGGUUUGCGCCACAAUUCGUUCGGCCCUGGAGCCGUACCGAUCCGCGUUACUCCGUCGAGAUGCAAGAGGAGCAGCCUGUUGGAGCCACUGUUUGUGCUUUCAGUGCCACCGACGAAGAUAAUGCGAUCGCAGGAUACGCCAUCGAACCUCCCAAUCCUUAUUUCCAAAUCGAUAAUGUGACCGGCAUUGUACGUACCAGAAAAGUUAUCGACUACGAGAAAACCAAGCAGUUAGACUUCACUAUUGUGGCGUACGAUACGGGGGUUCCUCGAUUAUCGGCUUCUGCUCACGUUUUUGUAACGAUCGUUAAUAUAAACGACGAGAGUCCGAAAUUCGAAAAAGAAUCAUACGUAAGCGAAGUCGAAGAAAACUCACCACCGGGAACUAGAGUUGCAAUCGUCAAAGCCGUUGACAAGGAUGAAGGUACCUUCGGUCAAAUCACUUACAGUUUAGUCGGGCAGCGAGCUUCCGAUUUCACUAUCGAUCCAAAAACUGGAGAAAUAUCUGUCGGAAAGGCUACAGUACUGGAUCGAGAAGUCAUGCCUGAAUUUUCGAUUACCGCGAUGGCCAGCGAUAAUGCCCCAGCUCAUUUACGCAGAGAGACGUCUGUUCCAGUCCUGAUAAAACUAAAUGACGUAAACGACAAUAGACCUAUUUUCAACCAACACAACUACAGAGCAUCGGUCGCUGAAAAUUUGUCCACCCAUCCGCCAGCUCCGAUUUUCCAAGUUCGAGCGACAGACAACGACGAAGGAUUAAAUGGAAAAGUACGAUAUAAAAUAAUCAAAGGAAACGAUGAUGGCUCCUUUGUUUUGAACCCUGAAACAGGUAUCCUGUAUCCAGCUGUAUCACUAUUAGGUAGAGCACAAUUUUACGAACUCAAAGUUGAGGCUAGAGACCGAGAUGGCAAAGGACCCUAUUCGGAUGUUUGCAAUAUUUAUGUACGCAUUAUUCCGGUUAAUCAGUACAAACCAGAGUUUAUUAUGCCCGAGUCGCCAAAUGCUACUGUUGAAGUACCGGAGAAUUCUGGUGAACCUAACUACCUCGUGAUGACUGUCAAAGCUAUAGAUCGUGAUGCCGGUGACAACGGCAAAAUUAGCUAUCACUUGAAAGUUGGCAAUAGAAAUUUACAAGAAACUGAAGAAUUUGUGAUCAACCGAGAGACGGGCGAACUCAGAUCUAAAAUAAUACUAGAUCGAGAAGCAAAAAGUAAAAUAGAGCUUGUUUUGGUAGCUGCAGAUCAUGGCACUCCAACUUCUUAUGAAACUCUUCGAUUGUUGACUAUCGUUCUUUUGGAUGCAAACGAUAACGCUCCGGAAUUUUGCGAGGAGUACAGUUUCAGUGUGCCAGAAAAUCGACCAAAGAACUAUUACGUUGGUAAAGUCAAUGCAGAAGACAAAGACGAAGGACGCCAUGCCAAAGUUUACUACUAUAUCAAAUCUGGCCACCAGGGUCAUAAUUUCUACAUCGAUAAGUCAGACGGCAGCAUUUAUACGAACAACUCGUUUGAUCGCGAGAAACGAAGCAGCUAUCGCUUGACUAUUGUCGCCGCAAAUGAUCCUGAUCUUUACAUCGAUCCAAGAGACAACGAACACCCACGUAAAAACCAGCAGCACGGAUACGUUAACGUAACAAUAAAUAUCCUUGAUGAAAACGACAAUCCACCUACCUUUGAAAAGAGUAUCUAUUACGCCGGUAUAAAUAUGAUGGCAAAUUUGAACGAACUCGUGACCAAAAUCACGGCUUCGGAUAUCGAUCUCGGUGACAACGGGACAGUGCAAUAUUACGUAGCUAGUUCCAACCUUUACAAAUACGAAUCUCAAAAAUCGAGUGGUUCAAUCGUGCCAAGUCCAUUUAACGUUAGUCAAGACGGUAAACUUGUAACUAGUGGUUACAUGGCCGAAUACAACCAGGAUCGUUUCAUUGUUGAAGUUGUGGCCAAAGAAGUUGCGUUUCCCGAACGUUUUGCUGUCACAAAAGUUCACGUAUGGGUAUACGAACCAAGUCAACUGAUCAAAAUAGUUUUCUCAUCGCCUCCGGAGAAAGUUCUUCAACAAAAGGACGAAACAGUCCAACAUUUGUCGGAUGUCACGCAGAGCCGCAUCGUAGUUGACGAUAUUCGAUAUCACGUGGAUGCAUCAGGACAUAUUCGACGCGAAUGGUGCGACAUGUAUGUUCACGUAGUCGACCAAAAGACGCAAAUCAUAUCGUCAGUAGCCCAGAUGCUCAAAUUAAUUGACUCAAAGUACGACUUUUUGAAGAAUUAUUACGCGGGUCUUGCCAUUGAAAGUAUACUACCUGCCCAUGUGGGUGUUCAAGAAGGAUCAUUUGACGUUGCUCUAGCUGCUCUCAUUGCUCUGCUCAUAAUAUUAUCCGUCGGUUGCAUUACGAUCACUGCAGUUUGCUGUUGUUUAAAAAACUGGGUCAUUAGCGUGCCAAACGACAUUCGCAAGAAAGAAGGUUUGAUAAAAAAGCAAAUCAUCGAAGAGCUGAAUACAACGGAAAAUCCUCUAUGGAUCGAACAAAAAAUGAAGCUCUACGAAGAACAAGAAUUAACUAUGCAAGUCUUUAGUGAGCCAGAAACUGGUUUAGUAGACAGGCGAGGUAGUAAUAUGAGUCUCGGGAUAGGCGAUACUUCGCAAGACAAUACAUAUGCCACAAUACAACAUCCAUUACCUACAAACAGACAUCGUUCAUCGACACCAGAUUACACUACUCUACCAGGCAAUCGGAAUAUGUACGAAUCAGCAAUGGGUUUCCAAGGCUCGACAUUUCAACCUGUGAUAUCAUCUCAAAUGAUACUGGAUAACGAAGAGCAACCUCAAUUUGUAUCGGGUCUUGUUUAAUUUGUCUGUUUCGUUCCCGAAUUAUUUGAAUAAAACCAUAGCUUAUAUAGCCAUUGGUGUUCAUUAAAAAAUUUAACAACAGAGUAAGAGGAUCAAGAUCUAUUGAUACCGAACUAGUGAUAAUUCUAACUGUAUUAAUACUUUAAGAUAGUUUUCUACAGAAUGUAGUUUAUAAUUUUAAUCUGCCAUAGACGUUACAUUCAUUAAAAGCUAUAGGUAUACUGUAUUAUUGUAACUAUUUGUAACUAUGACAAUAAUAUCUUGAAUUGUGACAAGUCUUCCUAAUUAAUUAUGAAAUUUCAAGUCCGACAUAAUAAUUUGGUGUAAAAACUUUGAUUCCUAGACUGUCGAAGGCGAACAUCAUUUCUCAUUGUUGUGGUUCUGAAAUCGAGUCGCAGAAGUUGGACUGAUGUAUGUAGGUGGAUCGUCUCGAGUCGAACUGUGCGCUUACGAAAGUUCAGUUGCAUCGAUGACUUUCACUUUGUUGUUAUGAAGAAAUCUAAAGAUUUCAAAUAAACUUUGUGCUCAGUGAUUCAUCGUUAUUUUUUGCUUUGCAUUCAUGUAUACUUAUACAUGACAUUUUUAGUGUCCAAAAUCGCUACAUAAAGUAUUACAAAAGAAAACAUUUUCAAUUCAAAACAAUGUAAUAAUGGCUGAAAAUAAUUUUAAAAAAUUUUCUGCUUAUUAACGAUAUUAGCAAGCCUUAUCGAUAUUAUUGAGCUGUCAUUAUAAUUACAUAAUCAGUAUUAAUUAGUAUGAGUUGUUACUAAUUUAGUAAUUUAUUGAAGAUCUUAGAAAUUGCAAUUGACUUUCAAUGGUGUAUAUAAUUCGAUUUCACUAACGCAAAAGUAUGUAUGCUAUCGAGUAAUUAAGUCGGUCCACUCUGCACAAAAAUGAAAUUGUAAACUUAUGAAUAUUGACUCAUUUUUAAAAAGCAUAGUUAUCUAAAAUUUUUAAAAAUUAAUCAAUUAAAUUUGUUGAUUUUUGAAAACUAUAAAAAACUGUCCUCAUUAUAUUGAGUUGUUAAAUCGAGGAAAUUUUCCUUCUCAAAAGAUUAUAAACAAGAUUGUUAAAUUUUCAAAGGAUUUUCUUUAAUCGUAGCAUGUGCUAGAAAAUUACAUGUAUCAUCUGUUUCUAUAAGCUCAUGAUUCGAGUAGCGCUAAGGUCGACAAACGAAACUCUACACGAGUUUGUAGAUUCAAACUGAUUCCAUUAUUAUUAAGAACUUAGAUGAAUAAAUGUUUUUGUUUAUUUUGAUUAAGUUCAUACAUGCAAAUGUAACGAUAGUGUUUGCUUACUUAAUUAAAAUGACAUUUUAUAUUACAUGACUCGAUAAUUUAAAAAAAAAUUAUUGCGUCUGUGAUUGACCAAUCUUAUAAGUAUUAAAAGUAUUGCGACUAGAAAUUUUGGUUCAUGAAAUUUCAUUUGCUAAAAAUAAGCUUUGAUUAUUUAUUAUUCUUUACAAUUAUUCGUAGGUAUAUUGUUUUGCCUGCAUUCAUCCAUCCGAAUAUCAUAGUUAUGAUUGUUCUCAUUCUAUAAGCGAAAUAACGAAAAGUAUAUACUCAUUUAUUAGAACUAUAUUUAGAUGACGAUGUGAAAUUUCACGAACUAUUCCCAAAUUAAGAUAAUUAAAAAUGAAAUUAACAGUAGAGUAAUAAUGGUGCGAGACAUUUAAGCUUACAAGUAAUUGAAUUAAAUAAUCGAUGAACAACGUAUGAAAGAUACUAUUUACCGAUCUUAUAUCGAGUGUUUUAUUAAGCGUGAGAAUGAAUGUCCAAUGUAGCUCUUGCUAUUACUUAACACGAAAACUUAUUAGUUGUAAAUUUAAUUGUAUCAUUAUCGAACUUAGUCAAAUAAUUAAUGUAUUAAAGAAAAGAAUACAAACUUGCCAACGAUGAACGAACGAAAUUACAUAAUAACUUGUCGCAUGUCACACACCCCUCUCAUAGGAUCGAGCUCAAUAUAUGUGUAAGAAUCAGCUUAAAAAUGAGUAAGUUUUGAAAAUUCACGCAAAGGCGAGUAUAUAUUCUUAAAACUAGUGUCAAGAACAAUUGUUACUCGCAUAAUGAUUUGUUAAUCGUCAAUGAUACAUUAUAAAGUAUUGGUUACUGUCAUCGUUGUACAAUUAUCUUAUCGAUGCAACUUAUCAUAUACGUACUAUUUAUAUAUCAUAUAUAUUUAUGGGAAAACGAAUCGUUUGAUAUCGAAUACCGCAUGCCACGGUUGAAAAACGCUGUUAAUUUGUUUAUUAUUG